Molecule: messenger RNA, 2379 nt
Organism: Scomber scombrus (Atlantic mackerel)
Lineage: Eukaryota; Metazoa; Chordata; Actinopteri; Scombriformes; Scombridae
Gene: galr2b
Product: galanin receptor 2b
Exons: 2
Coding region: 1-1137 (378 amino acids)
Biological process (GO): G protein-coupled receptor signaling pathway
Cellular component (GO): membrane
Molecular function (GO): G protein-coupled receptor activity
Source: RefSeq, a predicted model, not a curated record
AUGUCUGAUUUUGAGGAUUUCAGCAAGCCAGGAGGGCAGAUGAACGUGUCUGAAAGCUACCAGCUGAACCCAACCAGUGUGAUUGUGUCGGUGGUCUUUUCACUCAUUUUCCUGCUGGGCACCAUCGGCAACAGCCUGGUGCUUGCUGUGCUGCUGCGGAGUGGACAGGUUGGAUAUAACACAACCAAUCUGUUCAUACUCAACCUGAGUGUGGCCGACUUCUUCUUCAUCAUCUUCUGCGUUCCCUUCCAAGCAACCAUCUAUUCUCUGGAGGGCUGGGUGUUCGGCUCCUUUAUGUGCAAAGUGGUCCACUUCUUCAUUAACCUCACCAUGUACGCCAGCAGCUUCACGCUGGCUGCUGUGUCUGUUGACAGGUAUUUGGCCAUUCGUUACCCGCUACGCUCCAGAGAGCUAAGAACCCCUUGUAACGCAGUGGUUGCCAUGGUGAUCAUCUGGGGUCUUUCCCUGGUCUUUGCGGGUCCUUAUCUGAGCUACUACGACCUGAUUGAUUAUGCCAAUAGUACUGUGUGUAUCCCCGGCUGGGAGGCGCAGAACCGCAAAGUGCUGGACACGUGCACCUUCCUGUUCGGCUACGUCAUCCCUGUGCUGAUUGUGAGCCUCUCGUACACUCGGACAAUCAAAUAUCUGUGGACGGCUGUUGACCCUCUGGAUGGCAUGUCAGAAUCCAAGAGGGCUAAACGCAAAGUCACCAAAAUGAUCAUCAUUGUCACUGUGCUUUUCUGCAUAUGCUGGCUACCGUAUCAUGUCGUGAUCUUGUGCUACCUGUAUGGAGACUUCCCUUUCAAUCAGACCACGUAUGCCUUCAGGAUCCUUUCUCACUGCAUGGCCUACGCCAACUCCUGUGUCAACCCCAUUGUGUACGCUCUGGUGUCCAAGCACUUUCGCAAAGGCUUCAAGAAAGUGUUUAGCUGCAUCCUCAGUAAAAAAGGGAGAAAUAAGGUCCAUGUAGUUCAUGUUGCCAACACUGUGCCUGGAUUUGAAGCAGGCUCUACGGAGGUGUCACAGAUGAACGAGGAGAACUUACGACAGAAUGAAUGCGAAAUGAUUAACAGGCCAAUUGCAGAGCCAAGAGAAGCCACAGUGACAUUGAAUUUGCCCUUUCAACGGCAGACUUAACAAAUGAUUAUUUGCUGACAAGCACAGUUAGGAUUGCCUUAUGGAAAAGACACUGCUGUUAUUAUUUUACAAAAUGUGUUUAAUGAUAUUCAUACUUUUGGUGGCAAACAGUAAUAUUGUGUACACAAUGAGUCCACUAACAAAUCUUCAAUCACUAUCUUGCUUAGAUAUUCAACAAGUCUGAAAGGUUUUUCAGUAUUUAUGAAAAGUGAAAAACUAUCAGUAUUUCCUGUUUCCACCAUUUGCCUUAACCAUGGCUUGCACUGUGGCUUUUUUUCCCCUUUUUCUUUUGGCAGUAUUUGAGUAUCCACAUACAGCACUUUUAAAGGGGCCAACAUUUUCAGUGCAUAUGUAUUUGGGUCUCUGAUGUGCCUACUAACACAAGUGUAAAAUAAGACAAACAAGUCAGUUUGGUGUGGUCUUGGGAUUAAACAAGCCAUUCAGAUUUGAUGCCCCUUCUUACAUCACUUGGAUAUUCAGUGAAAUUGUACUGUCCUCCAUCCAUGCUUCUACCUGAGUCUCCACCCACUAAAUUGUCUGAGUUCCACCAUGUUUCUCUCGCAAGUGCCAGCCAGGACGCAGCUAAAUCAAACUACUAUACUACUACCAUUAUUGCUAGGCCUACAUAAAGGACAAUCCUCAAAAACUCUAAUGAAUUAGAUUUGAAAACAUGUAAAUACUCAAAGUAAUUAAGUAAACUUAAAUCAUUGUUGGUGGACAUACUUGAUAUGCACCACCUCAAUGGUACAGAUAGUAAAACAUAAGACGAUAUUUUUACCUGUGGAAAAAUUAAGACAAUGACUGAAUUCUUUCCUUUUGAAAGUAUAUCACCUGGUUACUUCAAUAUUGUUACAACCUAACUUGUCUGGGCUGCAGUAUAUGACAGGAAAUAGACAUAAGAUCAAGAUCUAACAUGAGACUAAGCUAGUUUGGUGUCGCUAGCUAAGGGAGGCAUAACUAAGCUAUCAUUGCUAAUGGUUUAGCUGGCUCAUACAGACAUUUGCACACCUUGUUUUCCCGAUUCAGCAUGAGAGGACGUUUUUAUGCAUAGUAACCCCAUCAAUUGAAGAAUUUACAGCCUCUUAUUCUCAGCCAAUAAGAUACAAGUAUUUCCAUGUUUUUUCCUGUAAACCCUCUCUGAUUAGUCAUACUGCUGUUUUCUUUAGUGACAAACCAGUAUAAAGUGGAGAAUUAUUUGGGGCUACAGCCCUGAAUGACAAGGCAAGGCAAUGCAUAUUGGUG